Varanus komodoensis (Komodo dragon) is the source of this 1503-nucleotide messenger RNA. It is a transcript of the gene ANKRD13B, whose product is annotated as ankyrin repeat domain 13B. Gene Ontology annotation, cellular component: cytoplasm. The record is from RefSeq and is a predicted model, not a curated record. NCBI's taxonomy places the organism in Eukaryota, Metazoa, Chordata, Lepidosauria, Squamata, Varanidae. Bases 37 to 1503 code for a protein of 488 amino acids. The transcript is spliced from 13 exons.
GUGCUGCAGGAGGCGGCUCAAGAUUUCUAUAUUGAAAUGAGAUGGGAAUUUACCAGUUGGGUGCCCCUGGUCUCCAAGAUCUGCCCCAGCGAUACGUACCGGGUGUGGAAGUGUGGCCAGAACCUGCGGGUGGACACGACCCUGCUCGGGUUCGAGCACAUGACGUGGCAGCGUGGGAACCGGAGCUUCAUCUUCCGGGGACAAGAUGCCAGCGCGGUGGUGAUGGAGAUCGACCACGACCGCCGCGUGGUGUACUCGGAGACGCUCGCCCUCGCGGCCCACGACCGGGAGGGGAUCCUGGCAGCCCUGCAGCCCACGGAGGAGCAGGUCAUGGGGCGGCUGAUGGCGCCCGUGGUCACCACGCAGCUGGACACGCGGAACAUCGCCUUCGAGCGGAAUAAGACGGGUAUUUUGGGCUGGAAGAGUGAAAAGACGGAGAUGGUAAACGGGUACGAAGCCAAGGUCUAUGGGGCUUCCAACGUGGAGCUAAUCACACGGACUCGCACGGAGCACCUUUCCGAACAGCACAAGGGCAAGACCAAAGGCGGGAAGACGCCGCUGCAGUCGUUCCUGGGCAUCGCCGAGCAGCACGUGGGCCCCAACAACGGCGCCUUCAUCACGCAGACGCUGAGCAACGCCAACCCCACGGCCAUCACGCCGGAGGAGUACUUCGACCCCCACUUCGAGCUGGGCAGCCGCGACAUGGGGCGCCCCAUCGAGCUCACCACCAAGACGCAGAAGUUCAAGGCAAAGCUGUGGCUGUGCGAGGACCACCCGCUGUCGCUGUCCGAGCAGGUGGCUCCCAUCGUGGACCUCAUGGCCGUCAGCAACGCGCUGUUCGCCAAGCUGCGGGACUUCAUCACGCUGCGGCUGCCCCCCGGGUUCCCCGUCAAGAUCGAAAUCCCAAUUUUCCACAUCCUCAACGCCCGCAUCACCUUUGGGAACCUCAACGGCUGCGACGAUGCCACGGCGCCCACCUGGGCCACAGGCAGCCCGGGCAGUGACGCCCCCUCGCCAGGCAGCGACCGCACCAGCAUCAGCAGCUCGAGCUCCGUGGGCUCCUGCCGGUGCUUUGACAUGGACCCCUCGCUCUUUGAGGCCCCCCGGGGCUACAGCGUCGUCGGCAGCCACCCCGAGCCCCUGCGGGAGGACGAGCUGCUGCAGUUUGCCAUCCAGCAGAGCUUGCUAGAGGCAGGCAGCGAGUACGACCAGGUGACCAUCUGGGAAGCCCUGACGAACAGCAAGCCUGGCACGCUGCCCAUGAACCAGGAGGGCCGCAAGGCUGGCCGGACACCGCAGCACACGCCGACGCCCCCGCGGCCGGCCGCCCCCCCGCGCCCCCCGCCCGGCCGGGCCCCUGGCCGCCCGCUGCCCAGCUACGCCGACCAGCUGCGCCUGGCCAUGGCGCUCUCGGCGAAGGAGCAGGAGGCGGCCGAGCGGCGCUCCCGGCAGGAGGAGGAGGACUUCGCCCGGAUCCUGCGCCUCUCGCUCACCGAGCAGUAG